AUGCAAUUAUGGUCGACCCGGUUUCCACCGCGCCGUUGCAGGCUAAGGAAGCCAUACAGUGGUCGAGCCCGGACCGCCUGCACUUACAUCUUGAGAGGUGGCGAUGUCAUCAAAGCAGCUGAAACCCAGCGAUAUGUGCAGGUUCGACAUUACAUAACGAAUCGACGAUGGAAAGGCACCGCCUGGUCGCUGCUCACCCACCCACCCAACACCUUCCAGCACAGAUCUGUGCGGGAUGAUGGGUUUAAGGGCAACCGUAUGUCGAAAGAUGAAGACCUUGAGAAGGCAAAACUCGGCAUAGACCCUCCGUAUGCGCCAGUCCGUCGUUGGGCACAUGAAGCUACCUCAAAAAUCCUCGAAGAAAACGAAAGGCUGUCUCCAAAACCUAUAACAAUGGGUAUUCCAGCCUCGAAUGUUUAUCUCUCGAUCCAAGCACUCAACAAUGCACAAUCAGCCGGACUGAGAACCCGUUGCAUCGCAAUUUCCCCGGACCAAAACAGGGGAGAAGUGAGGACUAUUGACGAGCCCCAUCUUCCACAAGGAGAGAAAACAUUCUUUGAGCUCCCCAGGCUUAACUUGACCAGGUUGAAUAAGGACUGCACCCGAACUCUUCAACUCGACGAACAAGACACGGAAUGUAUAAUGAGUGCUCUUCUUUGCUGUGACGCUACUAUUGCUCUGAGCCCCACCGGGUCUGGCAAGUCAACUCAAAUUCCCCAACUUAUACUCGAUAGCCCACUGCUGAAUGAAACUGCAACGAAGAUCAAGAUCAUAUGCUCCCAACCAACGCCUUCCUUGGUUCACUUGGUAGCUUCUAAAGUUAUCUCUGACCGGAGUGGGAAGCAGGUUGGGUCCGUUGGGUAUGAUCUUUAUGAAGAAAGCGACCUGCCGAAAGCCAACGGAAGUAUCACCUACUGUACAUCUGCAAUUCUUUUGAGACGUUUCUUAGAGGAUCCGGAUCGUUUUCUUUCAGCAUUCUCCCAUGUCAUCAUUGAUGAUGUUCAUGAAAGUCAAGGAGACACCGAGUUGGCCCUCACACUCCUCCGUAGAGGGAUUCGCGAGAGGAAAGCCGCUGGCAAUCAGUACCCUAAACUCAUCCUUAUGUCGGCAGCGCACGAGGCGUCCAGCCUUGUCAAGUAUCUAGGAGACCAUAGCGGAAGCGACUCUGCGUUGACUGUGACGGAGCUGAAGUUAGGUGGACCCGCCUUUGAAGUACAACGACACUACCUCUCUGAUAUUCUAUCAGAGCACUCCGAUGUACCAUCUGAGUGCAUGCCGCUCGUGUUGGAUGAAGAAUACCAAGAAAACACCCAGAACUUCAUCCAAGGAGAAUUAGCCUUCACAAAACUCCAGGCUAGCGAAGAAAAAUAUCCACGGUUCAACUUCCCAGCGUUCAGGCGUUCGGCAGGUGAGGGAGUAGUCGGACUAGCAGCAUUGACAGUCUCUCAUCUAAUCGCGAACAAAACCCCGGGAGAUAUCCUGGUUUUUCUGCCCACCAAAAAAGACAUCUCGAAAAUGACAAAAUUACUUCACAAAAUGUGGCCAGCACCUGUCAAUGUUGAAAAGUCGAGCCGCCUUGCUGUUCUGUCCUAUGAACAACUGCAAGAGUCGGAUAUCGUGCCAAUGGAAGCAGGCUGUGUUCGAGUCGUCUUGGUUACGAGCAACAUAGCACCUUCAGUCAUGCUACAGAACGUGACCCACGUCGUGGACAGCGGACAAAUUGAGACAAACUCCACGAAUGGCAGUAGUUUAAAAGAGCGCAUGAGCUGUACGGAUCUGGACACGAGCUAUGAGUAUAAAGGUCCAAUAUCAGGGCGCAGUAUCACCUGGAUUAGCCAAGCUGAUGCACAAGCGAGGGCAGCUCUUGCAGGCUUUGCUAAAGGGGGUCACUAUUAUGCACUCUACACUUCACAGCGCGAAAAGGUAUUUCCUGAGCACAACAUUCCAGGAAUCGAUCAGAGUGAUCUUGUACAAGAAAGUUUGAUGUUGUCCGCUGCAGCAAUAUCCUAUGACCCGAUUCAAAUAUUCCAGGAGAUGCCACAGCCACCAAGAUCUAAGGUCGCUGAGAGUGCAUUUCGCAAAUUACGAACGCUCGACGCAUAUACCCAGGACAACAGGAUUACAAAUCUCGGGCUUGCGAUGAGCCACUUUUCACUCCAUCCCUCUGUAACGAAAUCUCUAUUGUUAGGCGCACUCUUUGGCUGCCUAGAGCCGAUGAUAAUCCUGGCAUGCCUUAAUCCAUCUAAUACUCUACUCGAUCAUACAGGUCUUAUUCGCAAUCGAGAUCCCAAACAACAGCGAAAGCAUAGUGACAGUGAUCCUGUCAGCCAGAUAGAAUGGUUUCAUCGAUAUGCCGAAGGUUUGAGGCAUCAUAACCAUCGUAAACGGCGAAGAGCUGAGGACACAGGAGAUGUCGAACACUCAACAUUCCUCACAAUCAAGGAAAGGAGCCAACGAAUACUUAUGACCCUGAGGAGACUUGGUGUUGGGAUCAACCACGGAAAAGGCGAGAACAUCGAUGGCUUGGGUUGGAUUCCGGAUAGUCUGAAUUUCAACAAGAAGAACAAGGCGCUCAUCCUAGGUAUAUGUCUCAAUACCACUCAUCCGAAUAUAGCUAUAUGGGACACGUCUGUUGAUGGGACACAACAAGAAUGGAAAGAUGCGUCCUCUUACCAUAACAAAAUUGACCCUCAUAGUACUGUCUACCGCACAGCUAGGCUCUUCGACGAUAACCCGGAUUUGCCUGCCACGGGCAUCAAAUUCGGUAGUGCUCCUAGCCAACCCACCGAAGUAUCAUACCUUCGAUCACAAAGAAAGAUGCUUUCAUACCGGGGGAAAAGAAUAACUGGAGCAGGUUCGGAUUCGCGACUGUUGACUAAUCUGGAGCACGUCAGUAUGCUAUCGCCAAUGCUGGCAAUUCUCUUCCACCCUGCUACAGCACUUGAUCCCAGGGGGCAUAUCGUACUGGAUGGAAGAAUGAACAUCAACCUCAGCAUUGAAGACACUGUGGAUCAUGAAAUCGAAUCUCAUGCCAAUCAGAUCCUCAUAGGGUUUAGGGACAUCCUCCAAGGGUUUUGCCAGCAAGCUUUUUCGCAGCUCAACAUACCAUCACCCAGUAGUCUACAGGUAUCUGGAAAUGUUGAGGGGGGAAAUCGAGAUCUCGCAGAUCUCUCUCCACCUUUCGAAAGCAACCUGCGCAGUACCAUGGUCAACAUGGUCGCCAAGGUCUUAGAAGACGACAGAGCCUACUGGCAGUCACCCGCGAAGGUUCACAGUAACCCAGCGAGGCAGGGUUCAGAGAAACCACCCAGCACGGCAAAGGACGAACUAGUGACCGCAAGGAGAGAUGGCGCGUUCAAAGUCACUGCCGACAUUCACCGGUUAACUCAGCAAGCAGUGCAAGACGAGGAAAAGUACGACGAGAUGGUGUCCAUGCGUUCAAAUGGGUUCCGAAGGGUGUGGUCAAAGAAUGUCGGGCGAGACCAGGACAAGCGCUUUGGAUAG
This is a messenger RNA of Exophiala bonariae, 3504 nucleotides long. RefSeq lists its product as uncharacterized. The record is from RefSeq and is a predicted model, not a curated record. Bases 1 to 3504 code for a protein of 1167 amino acids. Gene Ontology annotation, molecular function: helicase activity; ATP binding; RNA binding. Lineage: Eukaryota; Fungi; Ascomycota; Eurotiomycetes; Chaetothyriales; Herpotrichiellaceae. Gene Ontology annotation, cellular component: intracellular anatomical structure. The transcript is spliced from 2 exons.